CGUCUUGUCAAAUGUGAACUGUCAAAAUUUUAUUUAUAAAUAAAAUGGAUAAUAAUUAGUACAAUAUAAAACAAGUUAAGCCCAAGUUAGUAUUUUAGACAUAAUGGAAUUACAAACAGAUAAAAAAACCAUUCAGCAUUCCAUACCAUUAGAUAUUUUAGACGAUUUGAGUAGUCGUUUUAUAAUAAACGUACCAGAAGAAGAACGCCAAGAUUUAGUUCGUAUAUGUUUCCAAAUUGAAUUAGCACAUUGGUUUUAUUUAGAUUUUUAUUGUACAGAAGAAAAUGCAGGAAUAUUGAAAUCAUGUGGUAUGAAAGAAUUUGCUGCACAUAUAUUUCAGCAUAUCCCUUUUUUACGACCUCAUGCGUCACGAGUUGAUGGAAUUCUAGAAGAAUGGCGUGAAUAUAAACAAUCAGUACCAACUUAUGGUGCAAUUUUACUCUCUGAUGAUAUGUCACAUGUUUUAUUAGUACAAAGUUUUUGGGCAAAAAGUUCUUGGGGAUUUCCAAAAGGGAAGGUGAAUCAAGACGAAGAUCCUUGUCAUUGUGCUGUUAGAGAAGUUUUAGAAGAAACCGGAUUUGAUAUAACUGAUUUGAUAGAUAAAAAUGAAUACAUUGAAUCAGUUAUUAAUGACCAAUUAGUUAGACUGUAUAUUGUUUGUGGUAUAAGUAAAGGUACCAAAUUUCAACCUCGAACACGUAAUGAAAUCAAGAGUUGUGAAUGGUUUUCGUUAUCUGAUUUACCAUCCAAUAAAAAAGACCAUACACCUAAAUUAAAAAUUGGAGUGAGUGCAAAUGCCUUUUUUAUGGUGCUGCCAUUUGUUAAAAGACUUAAACGAUGGGUUUUUGAGAAAACUCAAAAAGGUUGUCAACAAAAUCGAAGACAGCGAAACAAAUCAACUGGUGAUGUAGAUUCCAUUUCCAAAUCUAAAACAAACAAACAAUUAUUUCAACAGGGAUUAAUGGCUGAAAUUCAAGCGUUUGAAGAAUUUAAAUUAAAAAAUACACAUUUGCCACGUACAAAACGUAACGAAAAAAAACCAAAUUUUAAACGACAAUUAUUCAAUGGAACUGAAAAUAAAAAAAUUGUUAAACCGCCAAUUGAUGAGACUGUUAUUGAAGAAUUUACUGCACCUUCAUGGUUAAAUUUUAGAUUUAACAAAAAAGCAUUAAUUGAAUGCUAUCCUUAAUUUUAUAUAAAAUGGCAAAAAAUAUUGAUUUCAUUUUACAAUUAAACAAUUUAUUUUAAAAAUAAUUGACAUGAAACUCGAAAAAUAGUUAAAAACUACAUAUUUCAACGCACAGAGGCAUCAAUUUUUAUUGAUUCGAAUAUUUCUACAUAUUGAGGUAUUUCCAGCAUGGUGACUACUGUAAAACUUACUUUUCGGCAGAAUUUAAUGAAUUUUUUUCACAGACUAAGAAUAGAGCGUACUAUUUAAUCUCAAAGUUUCAGAAAUUUUGACCGCUUAGAAUGCGAGAAAGUUAAUGCCAAAGUUCCCAAUUUUAAUCAAUGAAAUUGAUU
This is a messenger RNA of Chrysoperla carnea, 1521 nucleotides long. RefSeq names its product m7GpppN-mRNA hydrolase (gene DCP2). NCBI's taxonomy places the organism in Eukaryota, Metazoa, Arthropoda, Insecta, Neuroptera, Chrysopidae. Gene Ontology annotation, molecular function: manganese ion binding; RNA binding; 5'-(N(7)-methylguanosine 5'-triphospho)-[mRNA] hydrolase activity. Gene Ontology annotation, cellular component: P-body; cytoplasm. Bases 104 to 1189 code for a protein of 361 amino acids. The transcript is spliced from 4 exons. Gene Ontology annotation, biological process: deadenylation-dependent decapping of nuclear-transcribed mRNA; nuclear-transcribed mRNA catabolic process, nonsense-mediated decay. The record is from RefSeq and is a predicted model, not a curated record.